AUGAGGAACGACAGAGGAGGAAAACUAGGGAUAUUGGGAAUCGAUCCCGGAGGAAAUGACGGAAAAGGAAACCUAAAAUCGGGAAAACUGGAAAAAUUGAUCCAGGAGGGACACCGGGGAAACGACUAUGAUGGCGGAGGUGGUGGUGGUGACGGCAACACAAACGUCUGUGAUGAUGGAGGUGGUGACGGCAACACAAACGUCUGUGAUGAUGGAGGUGGCGACGGCAACAUGACGGAGGUGGAGAUGAUGAUGGUAAUGGAAACGGAAAUGAUAUAUCCGGUGGCAACAUGGCUUUCACUUCGUCAGUCGGCUUUUGAUUGUUGA
Molecule: messenger RNA, 327 nt
Organism: Microthlaspi erraticum
Lineage: Eukaryota; Viridiplantae; Streptophyta; Magnoliopsida; Brassicales; Brassicaceae
Source: the annotation of a GenBank genome assembly